Mytilus trossulus (common blue mussel) is the source of this 2414-nucleotide messenger RNA. RefSeq lists its product as uncharacterized. The transcript has 15 exons. The record is from RefSeq and is a predicted model, not a curated record. Bases 125 to 2002 code for a protein of 625 amino acids. Lineage: Eukaryota; Metazoa; Mollusca; Bivalvia; Mytilida; Mytilidae.
GAACGUUUCAAAACAAACGUCAAGGUAAAUGAUUAUCAAGUGGACUUUUGGACACUGGCGGAGGCGACACGUAUCUUUCACAUAUGAAUUCAUCACAAACUGAUUUUUAGAUAAAAAGACAAACAUGUGGUAUUGUUUACUUCUUGCCCUGCUGGGAACAACAUUUGCUCAAAACUCCGGACCAAAGCAUGGACAGGAUAUCUCUGUGUGUUCAGUUUCACCGACUGCGGCUCCGGGAAUUGUAUCUAAAACCAUGCCUACCGUGUCAAGUCAAUUUUCUGCUCACAUUGAAUGUGUCAUAGUGAAUAAAAACAUGACCACUGAUUUACAUGAAUAUUACGAUGACACCAAUAAUAGAGGAGCCGUCCAUCAACUCGAUCUUGGACUGGAACUGGAUGCUUGGUAUGAUUACAACACGAACGAGUUCAUUGCAUACUAUAAACCUACACAGCAAUGCUUUGUACAGAAGUUAGGAACAUCCGAUCAGAGGUUUUUGUUUGGUUACACACCAAAAGGUGCCGUAGGAUCUAUUUUCUCUGCUGGGAAGAUGUUGCACAUGAAUGGUCCCGGGAUAAACCAGGUUUAUACUGGUGUACAAAGUUACCGAGGUAUUAUGGUGGACACGUGGCAGUCUUGUCAAUAUUGGGCUGCGUAUGAUGCAACAAUGAAAGUCUCGUGGUAUUUCUCAAAUCCAAACGAAUGGGACACCUCAGUCGGACAAGUCGUACCUGUAGGAGCAUACGUCAAAGGUAUUGUGUGGGAUACCAACACAGUGUCACACCCCAUGGAACACUACUACAACUUCUUCCACUUCAGACCAACUGUUGACGAUCCUACAGUCUUCGAGACCCCUGCAGGAGUUCAAUGUCCAGGAAGACAGAACACAAAGUCUUUACCAACAAUGCCGAAAGGUUUCAGCUUCACCUCAGAAUUCAUAGACAAGACCAGAUAUACUAUCUCAUUCAUGCAGGAAUUCUAUGACUACAGUGGCCUGGCAGUAUUGUACAACUACAAACCACUCAAAAUAGAAAAUAACAAAUUUGGAACAAACACACUUAUGGAGGUUCACGAUUUUAGUACAGGAGUUGCAUAUGUUACCGAUACCAUGCAUGGCAACUGUACAGCCCAGAAAAUAGAGACAACGUUCGAUGACAGAAGGGUUGACUUAAGUCACGUGUCAAUGAGAAAUCCCGCCCAAUUCUUUUAUUUUGACGUCAUAAAUUAUACAUACGAAGGAGUGAAAAAGAUCCGGAACAUUGACUGUGACAGCUGGGUAGGAAUCCGGACGAACUGGCCUGCUUCAGGUGUUAACACAACAUGGAUGUGGUAUUUUGCAACAGCUGAUUGGGUGCAAGUAAACACAGGAACAGAACAAAGUAGUACACCUAUACGACUUACUAUUGAUAACGGUGACGCUGGUAUACAUUAUGAAUAUAAUUUGUAUAAUUUUGCAAAGAACAAACCCGAUAUAUUGGGAUUUGAUAUUAGUGCUUGUUAUAUAAACGGUAAUAGACGAAAAUUCCAGCUGAAUUUCCCAGGUAGCUAUGCAGGUGCUGUCACUCAAAAUAUGAAACUUUUCAAGUAUUAUAUACUUAUUUCGCUGACACAGCAGUUACAAAUAUCAUCUUUACGAGUUGCAAACUUAAAGGUGUUUAUUGACCAAGACAUUCUGGUUGUUUUCGAGAUUUUGGACGUUGCUCCAAUUAUAGGCGAUGUAACCAAUAUUGUCCAGGAAACACCUUUACUUACAGCUGCCAAUAAAUUAGUCAAAAUGGUUAACAACAAUCAGUUUUUCGUGUUGUUGCAAGACGCAGCAUUCAAAAAUUUGGUUGGUAUGGUACCAAAAAAGACAGGGUUUGUGGAAAUAACAUACUUACUACAAAAUACAACAAGCUCCAGUGAUACCGGAAAUGGACCAGGUACAAUGGCAGCAGUCGGUGUAGUCAUGCCAAUUGUUGGUGGAGUUCUAGGGGGACUGUUCUCAUAUUUCUUCUUUAAAUGAACACAAUCUCAUAAUUGAAUACAUGUAAUACUCUUUGAUGAACUUAUUUUACUGAACAAUAUAAACAUUAUCAUAUCGUUACAAACAUCAAUUUAUUAGGCAAUAUCAUGGUCAGACGUUAGUUCCUGUAAUGAUUUUUUUUUUAAAUUAGUGUGUAUGUUUAAUAAAAAAACAAAAAGUAAAUUUAAAGAGCUACUUUAAUGAAGAUUUAUUAUAUAACAACAAACACACACUAGCGUGCUGUGUAAUACAUAAUGAAAUAAACCCUUAAAGACUGUUAAAUCACAUUUUGUGAAGAUAAUCGGUUAGAUUAAAUUGAUCAGUACGUUUUGAAAAGUCCUAAAUGGGCUUCCAUACAUAUUCGAUAUUUAAAUUUACAUACAUGAAAUAGAAUAAAUGUAUAAAAGUUGAA